GCAACAUCACUCAGGACACGCGUGGACUCCCAACAUCGUGACUUUGGGACUCGAAGAAGCUUUGUUGCAGCACACUGUGGCAUGUCACAUGACACGUGACACGUGACACCAGCUGUGGGUUCCUGAAGUAACGUCCCUGCACCAUGAGAACCGCCGAGGCGGGCCCCACCACGGUCCUGCACCGCCUCAUCCAGGAGCAGCUGCGCUGGGGGAAGCUGACGGACACUCGGGCGCUGCUGGCCAUCCAGCAGCAGGCCCUGCGCGGAGGAGGACGCCCCGGUGUCGGAGGCGGCGUCACAGGAAGUCCUGGUCGCUCUGCGGAGAAGCUGAGCCGGGAGGACACGCAGGGGUCCACCAGGCAGGACCCUCAAGGCCAGGAGCACCAGGACAGCUGCGUACAGCCGGAAAAGACCCUUAGGAACUCCUUCCAGCUGGGUGGAGAGGAGCUUCCUAGCUAUGAGGAGGCCCAGCACCUCAUGUCCCACGAGGAGGACGUGACGUGUGGAGGAGGACACCUGAUGUCCCACGAGGAGGACGUGACGUGUGGAGGAGGACACCUGGACGCCAAGCUGGAGCACAGUCGCUCCCUCAGCGAGCGCCUGAUGCUCUUGUCUCUGGAGAGGAGCACUCAGAGGAACCUUUGGGCCCUCAGCUCCUCACACAGUUCUCCUCAGCUGUGCAGCAGUCAAGGAGCCCCAGAGGACCCCAGAGGACCACCGCCAGGAUACCACCCGGAGGCUCCUCCCCUCUUCCCAGAGGCUCCUCCCCCCUCGCAGCCUCAGCACAGGAAGGCUGGCGUUGCCAUGACGACGGCGUCCAGCGACGUGCUGCUGAUGGAGAACAGGAGGCUGAGGCAGGAAGUGGAAAUGUACGCAGAGAAGGUGGCGCGCCUGGACAAGAUGGAGGAGGAGAUGGAGAAUGUCUCUCAGGCGCACCAGACCUUGAUGAAGGACUCGGUCAAGCGCCAAGACCUGGAGAAGACGAUGAGGAAGAAGCUGGAGGCGGAGAUGAAGAGGAUGCACGACUUCAACCGCGACCUAAGAGAACAACUGUGGGCGGCGACCAAGCAGCGAGCGGUCAAGGAGGAGGAACACUCGGACCACAAGCAGCACGUCUUCCUGAAGCUGCUGGAACAAAACGAGCAGCAGCGGCAGGAGAAGGAGCUCCUGGAGAAGAAGGUCCAGCACCUGCGUCUCUCGGCCGAGGACAGCCGGCGAGCACGUGAGCUCCUGGAGGAGGCGCUGCUGGUGUCGCACGCUCGCAACCGGCUGCUGGGGGAGGAGCUUCAGAGGAAGCGCGCCUACGUGGAGAAGGUGGAGCGCCUGCAGGGCUCGCUGGCCCAGCUGCAGGCGGCGUGCCAGAAGCGGGAGGCGCUGGAGCUGCGCCUGCGCACCAGGCUGGAGCAGGAGCUGAGGAGCGUGCGGGCGCAACAGAAGCGGACCUCGGGCCUGCAGGCUACAGAGCCAGAGUCCUGCUUGUGGCAGCAGCAGCUGAGGGAGCGAGAGCAGCACAUCCUGGUCCUGGAGGAUGACAUCACCAGGCGGGAGCACAAGUACCUGCAAGAGAGUACCAUGAGGUACUUUGCUGUGGACGCUGCGGCACACAGAGACACCAGCAUCAUCAACAAGUCGCCUCCACAUUCUCCUGACAGCAGCUUUAACGUGGACCUGCCUGUCACCUGUCCACCACAGCAGGAAGUGGAGAACAGGAUGCGAGCCCUGCACGUCCAGCUCCUGGAGAAGGACUCCAUGAUCCGGGUCCUGCAGCAGCGCUCCAGACGGGACCAAGGAGUCCUCAGGCCGGCCCGCUCCGUCCCGUCCAUCUCCACGGCAGGCGCCGCCACCACCAAGACCAAAGGAAAAAGUCUCUCAGAUGACCAGACAGGUGGCGCCGGGCUGCAGCACAGGAGCCCACGCCGGGACUCCGGCACCCAAUGUGACGUGGCCCCCCCGCUGGAGACAGCACCCACAGGGGAAAUGACGAGCACGGGCAGAAGGGACGAGGACAUGGUGGACAUGGAGGAUAUGGAGGACAUGGUGGACAUGGAGGAUAUGGUGGAGAUCCUCAUCUGAAGAAGGCUCAAAAUGGCAGAGAAGCCUGAAGGACUGUGAGACCUUAGAACACGUGUGUCUUAUUUAUUUCUAAUGUGCUGCUCGUCUUUUUUAAGCUCCAACAUUCUGUGUUUUAUUGCCUUUUUAUUUAAAUGAAGCGUCUCUUCUGUGUAACAGAGCGCCAUCUUUUUAUCUAACUUAUUAUUUAUCUUGUCUGUCCAAAGUCCGCUUAGUCCUCCUCCCAAAGACCCUCAAUAAUGUCCUUCUGGCGCCGCCGUCUCGUCGCCCUGUCACGCAAAUGUCCCACGUUUGCCGCCGCUGUGCGUCAAAAAACCUAACGUGACCAAAAAAAAGAAAAAAAAAAAGAAAGAAAAAAAAGUGUCCAUAAUGUGAGCUCGCACGAGUGCUGCCGGCACUUGGGAGCUACGGUUCACUGAGGGAGAGAUAACUCCCGUCAUGACAUUGUGACGCAGAGACAAGAUGACGACGCCUAUGUUAAAAAUAUUUUUUUUUUAAACUAAUAAAAACACCCAUCUGAUAGUCACAAGAUAGUUGCACGAGUGCUGCCGGCACAAGGGAGCUACGGUUCACUGAGGGAGAGAUAACUCCCGUCAUGACAUUGUGACGCAGAGACAAGAUGACGACGCCUAUGUUAAAAAUAUUUUUUUUUUAAACUAAUAAAAACACCCAUCUGAUAGUCACAAGAUAGUUGCACGAGUGCUGCCGGCACAAGGGAGCUACGGUUCACUGAGGGAGAGAUAACUCCCGUCAUGACAUUGUGACGCAGAGACAAGAUGACGACGCCUAUGUUAAAAAAAAAAAAUUUUUAAACUAGGAAAAACACCCAUCUGAUAGUCACAAGAUAGUUGCACGAGUGCUGCCGGCACAAGGGAGCUGCGGUUCACUGAGGGAGAGAUAACUCCCGUCAUGACAUUGUGACGCAGAGACAAGAUGACGACGCCUAUGUUAAAAAAAAAAAUUUUUUAAACUAGGAAAAACACCCAUCUGAUAGUCACAAGAUAGUUGCACGAGUCCUGCCGGCACAAGGGAGCUGCGGUUCACUGAGGGAAAGAUAACUCCCAUCAUGACAUUGUGACGCAGAGACAAGAUGACGACGCCUAUGUUCAAAACAACAAACAAACCUAGGAAAAACACCCAUCUGAUAGUCGCAGGAUGGUUGCACGAGUGCUGCCGGCACUAGGGAGCUGCGGUUCACUGAAAGAGAGAUACAGCUCAUCAUGACAUUGUGACACAGAGACAAAAUGACGCUUAUGUUAAAAAAAAAAAAAACUUAGGAAAAAAACCCAUCUGAUAGUCACAAGAUGGUUGCAGGAGUGCUGCCGGCACAAGGGAGCUGCGGUUCACUGAGGGAAAGAUAACUCCCGUCAUGACAUUGUGACGCAGAGACAAGAUGACGACGCCUAUGUUCAAAACAACAAACAAACCUAGGAAAAACACCCAUCUGAUAGUCACAGGAUGGUUGAACGAGUGCUGCCAGCACUAGGGAGCUGCGGUUCACUGAAAGAGAGAUACAGCUCAUCAUGACAUUGUGACAGGGACAAAAUGAAGAUGCCUAUGUUAAAAAAAAAAAAACUUAGGAAAAACACCCAUCUGAUAGUCACAAGAUGGUUGCAGGAGUGCUGCCGGCACUAGGGAGCAGCGGUUCAAUGGGGGAAAGAUGAAUCCCGUCAUGACAUUGUGACACAGAGACAAGAUGACGACGCCAAUGUUAAAAAAAAAAAAAAAACUUAGGAAAAACACCCGUCUGAUAGUCACAAGAUGGUUGCACGAGUGCUGCCGGCACUAGGGAGCUGCGGUUCACUGAGGGAAAGUUGAAAUCCAUCAUGAUAUUAAACAAACCAACUUAAGAUGAUUAAAAAAAAAAUAAUAUAUAAUCUGACACUAGCAGGAUAAUUGCACGAGUGCUGCCGGAACUAGGGAGCUGUGGUUCACUGAGGGAAAGUUGAAAUCCACCAUGACAUUAAACAAACAAACAAAUUUCAGAUAAUUAAAAAAACUAAUAGAUAAUCUGACACGAGCAGGAUAAUUGCACGAGUGCUGCCGGCACUGGGGAGCUGCGGUUCACUGAGGGAAAGUUGAAACCCAUCAUGACAUUAAACAAACAAACAAGUUCAAGAUGAUUGAAAAAACUAUUAUAUAAUCUGACAGUAGCAGGAUAAUAGCACGAGUGCUGCCGGCACUAGGGAGCUGUGGUUCACUGAGGGAAAGUUGAAACCCAUCAUGACAUUAAACAAACAAACAAGUUUAAGAUGAUUGAAAAAACUAAUAUAUAAUCUGACAGUAGCAGGAUAAUAGCACGAGUGCUGCCGGCACCAGGGAGCUGCGGUUCACUGAGGGAAAGUUGAAAUCCAUCAUGACAUUAAACAAACAAAUUUAAGAUGAUUAAAAAAACUAACAUAUAAUCUGACAGUAGCAACAUAAUUGCAUGGGUGCUGCCGGCACUUGGGAGCUACGGUUCACUGAGGGAAACAAACAUGACAGUAAACAAACAAACAAAUUUAAGAUGAUUGAAAAAACUAACAUAUAAUCUGACACGAGCAGGAUAAUUGCACGAGUGCUAGGGAGCUGUGGUUCACUGAGGGAAAGUUGAAAUCCAUCAUGACAUUAAACAAACAAACUUCAGAUAAUUAAAAAAACUAACAUGUAAUCUGACAGCAGCAAGAUAAUUACACGAGUGCUGCCAGCACUAGACAUCUGUGGUUCACUGAGGGAAAGUUGAAAUCCAUCAUGACAUUAAACAAACAAACUUAAGAUGAUUAAAAAAAUAAUAAUAUAUAAUCUGACACUAGCAGGAUAAUUGCACGAGUGCUGCCGGAACUAGGGAGCUGUGGUUCACUGAGGGAAAGUUGAAAUCCAUCAUGACAUUAAACAAACAAAACAAACUUCAGAUAAUUAAAAAAAACUAAUAUAUAAUCUGACACGAGCAGGAUAAUUGCACGAGUGCUGCCGGCACUGGGGAGCUGCGGUUCACUGAGGGAAAGUUGAAACCCAUCAUGACAUUAAACAAACAAACAAGUUUAAGAUGAUUGAAAAAACUAAUACAUAAUCUGACAGUAGCAGGAUAAUAGCACGAGUGCUGCCGGCACUAGGGAGCUGUGGUUCACUGAGGGGAAAGUUGAAACCCAUCAUAACAUUAAACAAACAAACAAGUUUAAGAUGAUUGAAAAAACUAAUAUAUAAUCUGACAGUAGCAGGAUAAUAGCACGAGUGCUGCCGGCACCAGGGAGCUGCGGUUCACUGAGGGAAAGUUGAAAUCCAUCAUGACAUUAAACAAACAAAUUUAACAUGAUUAAAAAAACUAACAUAUAAUCUGACAGUAGCAACGUAAUUGCAUGAGUGCUGCCGGCACUUGGGAGCUACGGUUCACUGAGGGAAACAAACAUGACAGUAAACAAACAAACAAAUUUAAGAUGAUUGAAAAAACUAAUAUAUAAUCUGUCACGAGCAGGAUAAUUGCACGAGUGCUAGGGAGCUGUGGUUCACUGAGGGAAAGUUGAAAUCCAUCAUGACAUUAAACAACAACAAAAAAAACUUAAGAUGAUUAAAACGUUAAAAAUGGCUCGCAUUCUCCGCGCGUCUCCCCUCUCGGGAUCGGACCCGUGGCGGCUGGUUCCGCCACCGGCGUGUACCAUUGGAGUCUUCGCCGUGGAAGGAGAGGAACGGCCAAACGGACUUCUUUAUUUUUAUUUGAUUGUACAUUUUAUUGCAUCUCAACACACACACACACACACACACACACACACACACACACACACACACACACACACACACACACACACACACACACACACACACACACACACACACACACACACACACACACACACACACACACACACGCACACACACACACACACACAUUUUGGUGUCAACUUGUGAUGAAGUCAUGUGUUCCUCCAAGAGAUUAAAGUAUUAAUAUAUGUCCAUCA
Molecule: messenger RNA, 6001 nt
Organism: Entelurus aequoreus (snake pipefish)
Lineage: Eukaryota; Metazoa; Chordata; Actinopteri; Syngnathiformes; Syngnathidae
Product: angiomotin-like 2a
Exons: 11
Coding region: 144-2072 (642 amino acids)
Biological process (GO): regulation of cell migration; actin cytoskeleton organization; hippo signaling
Cellular component (GO): plasma membrane; bicellular tight junction; cytoplasmic vesicle
Source: RefSeq, a predicted model, not a curated record